Molecule: messenger RNA, 663 nt
Organism: Arachis ipaensis
Lineage: Eukaryota; Viridiplantae; Streptophyta; Magnoliopsida; Fabales; Fabaceae
Source: RefSeq, a predicted model, not a curated record
AUGCCUUUUAGGAAAGUGGCAUAUCAGUUCGGUUUCCCUGUUGAUGAAUUUGUAGUUAGUGGAUGUCUCAGUGACUUUGAGCAGUUAAUGGAGGGGGAAGCCUGCGUGGGUCUGAACAAGUUUAGAGUCAAGCCAGCUAAUGCACCAGAGGCCACGAUACAGGUUUAUGCACGUGGCUACAUUAUGAUGUUGUCCACGAUACUUUUCGCAGACAAGUCUCGUACUAGAGUUCAUUCACGGUGGCUUCCCUAUGUUACGGACCUCGACAGACUCGGCAAGUAUAGCUGGGGUUCGGCCAUUUUGUCCUGGUUGUAUAGGUGUCUCUGCAGAGUUUUUAACCAGAAUGUUAAGAACCUAGUUGGGCCACUAACAUUGCUGCAGUCUUGGAUAUUUUUGUGUUUUCCCACAUUCAACCCUAGAGGGUUUGACACCAUUCUUUGGCCGUUUGGAUCGAGGUGGAGUAGGUACCUACCAUCAUCAGAUGAGAAGGGUCCUCGGGUCAUCGAUACUCUACAUAGACUAGACAGGUUGAGUGUAGAUGAUUUUAUUUGGAUGCUGUACAAUGCUUUUGAGGUUAUCCAAGUAGUCCAUCUUGAUAUCCUCAGGCAUGAGCACACUAUUAUGGAAGUCGACUACUGCGUUGAUUUACUUUGCGUCAAUUGA